UGUUUUACUGCUGCAAGUGUUCUUGUACAGCUACUUGAUUCACCCAAAGCUCAUUUGAAGUGAACUCAGAAAAUAAGAACAACCGCAAACAUGUCUGCACUCAACAAAAAGAUCAUUCACACCACAUCAGCUCCGGCUGCCAUCGGUCCAUACAGCCAGGCGGUGGUGGUGGACAGAACCAUGUAUAUCUCAGGCCAGGUGGGACUGGAUGUGGCCUCUGGUCAGCUGGUGGAUGGGGGAGUGAAAGCUCAGGCCAACAAGGCUCUGGCCAAUAUGGGGGAGAUCCUUAAAUCUGCUGGCUGUGAUUACAAUAAUGUGGUGAAAACCACUGUGCUGCUCAAGGAUAUAAACGACUUCAACUGCGUCAAUGAGGUCUACAAGCAAUUUUUCAGCAGUAACUUCCCUGCAAGAGCUGCCUACCAGGUCGCUGCUCUCCCUAGAGGUGGACUGGUGGAAAUCGAGGCAGUCGCCGUUCUCGGACCUCUCUCCGACUCCUGACUAGCUGACCACAUCACAAACAAGCUGUAGCUUAAGCAUCAAAUGUCCUUGUAGUUGUACUGUUGAGGUGUCAUUGUACUCCCAGAUAAGACGGUGGCUCUCUGACUGCACUGCUGAACAAUAUUUACAAGCUACUUUAAAACUUUUAUCCUCUAGAACAGACUUAAUGCUUUGUGGCUUGUAAAUAGUUUUACAUCUAAUCAGUCUUACAUUAAGCUAAAUUUAACAGUGAAGCAAGACUGUGUCUUAACAACUGGUUUAACAUAUUUUGGUAACGUUCAAGACUGGAGCCGUUUCUGCUCUAUCUUCUAGUUUCUUCCAGAUAAACAGCUGCUCCAAACUCACUAAUAAACUGCUUAUUCACCUUAAAAA
Molecule: messenger RNA, 870 nt
Organism: Melanotaenia boesemani (Boeseman's rainbowfish)
Lineage: Eukaryota; Metazoa; Chordata; Actinopteri; Atheriniformes; Melanotaeniidae
Gene: rida
Product: reactive intermediate imine deaminase A homolog
Exons: 6
Coding region: 91-498 (135 amino acids)
Cellular component (GO): cytosol
Molecular function (GO): deaminase activity
Source: RefSeq, a predicted model, not a curated record